Lepus europaeus (European hare) is the source of this 960-nucleotide messenger RNA. RefSeq names its product olfactory receptor 3A1. The record is from RefSeq and is a predicted model, not a curated record. NCBI's taxonomy places the organism in Eukaryota, Metazoa, Chordata, Mammalia, Lagomorpha, Leporidae. Gene Ontology annotation, molecular function: olfactory receptor activity; G protein-coupled receptor activity. The transcript has a single exon. Gene Ontology annotation, cellular component: membrane. The coding region runs from base 13 to 960 and encodes 315 amino acids. Gene Ontology annotation, biological process: G protein-coupled receptor signaling pathway.
UGGAAGGAAUUCAUGCAGCCAAAAUCUGGGGCCAAUGGAACAGCUGUUACUGAGUUCAUUCUGCUGGGCUUGGUGGAGACUCCAGAGCUGUGGCCAGUUGUCUUUGUUCUCUUCCUCUUUGCCUACCUAAUUACAGUUGGGGGCAACCUCAGCAUCCUGGCUGCCGUCCUGGUGGAUCCCAAACUCCACACCCCCAUGUACUUCUUCCUGGGGAACCUGUCAGUGCUGGAUGUCGGGUGCAUCAGCGUCACUGUUCCCUCAAUGUUGGCUCGCCUCCUGUCCCACAAGCGCACAGUCCCCUACGGAGCCUGCCUCUCCCAGCUCUUCUUCUUCCAUCUGCUGGUUGGUGUGGACUGCUUCCUGUUGACAGCCAUGGCAUAUGACCGGUUCCUGGCCAUCUGUCGGCCCCUCACCUACAGCACCCGCAUGAGCCAGACAGUCCAGAGGACGUUGGUGGCUGUGUCCUGGGCUUGUGCCUUCACCAAUGCACUGACCCACACCGUGGCCAUAUCCACCCUCAACUUCUGUGGUCCCAAUGUGAUCAACCACUUCUACUGUGACCUCCCACAGCUCUUCCAGCUCUCUUGCUCCAGCACCCGAUUCAAUGAGUUGCUGCUCUUUGCUGUGGGUUUCAUAAUGGCAGGUUCCCCUAUGGCUCUCAUUGUCACCUCCUAUGUCCAUGUGGCAGCUGCAGUCCUGCGAAUCCGCUCUGCUGAGGGCAGGAAGAAGGCCUUCUCUACGUGUGGCUCCCACCUCACUGUAGUGGCCAUAUUCUAUGGCUCAGGCAUCUUUAACUACAUGAGACUAGGUUCAACCAAGCUUUCAGAUAAGGAUAAAGCUGUUGGGAUUUUUAACACUGUCGUCAACCCCAUGCUGAACCCGCUCAUCUACAGCCUCAGGAACCCCGACGUGCAGGCUGCCCUCUGGAAGGUGCUCAUGGGGAGGCGCUCAAUGACUUGA